Pseudopipra pipra is the source of this 995-nucleotide messenger RNA. Its product is annotated as feather keratin 1-like. The transcript has a single exon. The coding region runs from base 446 to 898 and encodes 150 amino acids. Lineage: Eukaryota; Metazoa; Chordata; Aves; Passeriformes; Pipridae. Gene Ontology annotation, cellular component: intermediate filament. The record is from RefSeq and is a predicted model, not a curated record. Gene Ontology annotation, molecular function: structural constituent of cytoskeleton.
CAUCAGAAAUGAGGAAAUGAGGUGGCAGCAUUGCUGGAAACCAGAACACCGUGUGGCAUUAGGUGGGAUGCUUUGCUUUGGAGGUGAAUGUGCUGGAAAAUUGCUGUCCUUGUGCCGUGACUGUGGGCCUGGGGCAGGGCAGGAGCAGCAUAAAAGCAGGACCUUCUCCUCACUGUCACAUUCACUCCACUCGCUUCCAGCUCCUUGGGAUCCAGGUGAAUCUGAAGCCCUUUCUUUUCCUCCUCCUUUGGAGUUUCUAAGUCUAUCCUGUCCUUUUGGUCUCAUUUGGGUUCUGAGAACUGCCUGUCAUGGGAGAGGGAAGGGGGCAGAAGGUGUGCCCGGGGAGAGGCUGGGUUUUGGCUGAGGUGUCUCCUGAGCCAUAGUCCACACGGAGAAGUCCCUGAGCUUGGUCUCUCUUGGGGCUUCAGGGGCUGAGGGGAAAGUGAUGCUGGUGGGCCUCUCUAAGCAGCCUCGUGCUCUCUUCUCCUUCUUUUGUCUUUUUUUCGUCAUGGUGGGCCAAGAGACUCCCCUCACUCACCCCUGUGCCCUGCCUCCCCCGCCCUCUGUCCCAGGUGCAGCUCCAGCCCCAGACAUGUCCUGCUACACCCCGUGCCGGCCCUGCCAGCCCUGCGGCCCGACCCCGCUGGCCAACAGCUGCAAUGAGCCCUGUGUCAGGCAGUGCCAGGACUCCAAUGUCUUCAUCCAGCCCUCCCCCGUGGUGGUGACCCUGCCUGGGCCCAUCCUCAGCUCCUUCCCACAGAACACCGCCGUGGGAUCCUCCACCUCCGCUGCCGUUGGCAGCAUCCUCAGCUCUCAGGGAGUGCCCAUCAACUCCGGGGGCUUUGGCCUCUCUGGCCUGGGCAGUGGCCUCUGUGGCAGGAGCUGCUUCCCCUGCUGAAGCUGCUGGCCCUGGCCCUGCAAGGAACCCAGGGACACACAGGAUGGUACAAACCCAGGGAUAGAGCAUCAGUGCUCUCUUCACUGGGAUCUCCACU